Polychytrium aggregatum is the source of this 929-nucleotide messenger RNA. RefSeq lists its product as uncharacterized. Bases 146 to 658 code for a protein of 170 amino acids. The transcript has 5 exons. NCBI's taxonomy places the organism in Eukaryota, Fungi, Chytridiomycota, Chytridiomycetes, Polychytriales. The record is from RefSeq and is a predicted model, not a curated record.
UCUCCUCAUCUCCGAUCACACCCGCAAGCAAGGGAGCCGCCCGCGUGUUCUUGCCGCCAGCGCUCGGGCAGCCAGGAACAAGCGCCGCCCUGGCAAUCCGCUGCAUUCUCAUGGUUUUCUCUGGCGGCGUGCGCUGCUGCUAUCGAUGGGCGACAAGCGAAGAACGAUUGCGUUUGCUCUGGAUGGCACCGAGGCCUCCCGGUUCGCCCUGAGCUGGGGCUUGGGCAACAUUGUCCAGCCUGCAUCUGACCACAUUGUCUUGCUUUCCGCGGGUGUGAUCGAGGACGACCUGGGCGACCUCUUUGAUCACAGUCUUGAUCAGCUCGCCAGUAACGGGCGUCCCGACGAGCGACCGUCCAGAUCCGAGAAACGGGCGUCCCAGGCAGCAAACACCGCCGUCGGGGCAGCAGAACAGCUUCUCCUAAGCCACUAUGCCGGCUCGGGUGUCGAUAUCUCGUACGAACUGAUAUCGUUAAAAACAGAGGACCCGCGAGACACCAUCGCCAAUUUUGUGGACCAGAUGGACGUUGAUCUUGUGGUUGUGGGCUCGAAGGGAGCGGUCUCGCUUCAGAAGCUGUGGACAGGCUCUACGGGCGAAUAUCUGGUCCAGACUCUGAAAUGCCCGGUCUUGGUGGUCAAAGACAAGAAGAAGGCAUAGCUGUGUGAACGACACGGUCCCAUCCAUAGCAACUCACAGGACUUGGGCAAGAGUAGCCGUACGAGGAGUGUCGCCGCAUGUUAUUCUUUGGUAUGAUCAAGAAGUGCUCCCCGCGAUACUUUUGCCGCCCAAAGCAAUGAUUCCGAUAUUCCUGGGUUACAGUGUAUCCAAUUAAAAACGGGACAUCUGUGUUUUUGACCAUUGAACGAAUAUUUUGUUACCCAAUGUUAUCGCGCGCUGGCCAUGACCAUUCGCCAGUGUGUCCAAGAGC